Molecule: messenger RNA, 2805 nt
Organism: Miscanthus lutarioriparius
Lineage: Eukaryota; Viridiplantae; Streptophyta; Magnoliopsida; Poales; Poaceae
Source: the annotation of a GenBank genome assembly
AUGAGCCACCAGUCCCACCACUCUGCCUCCUCUGAAGGUUAUUGUCUCUACUCUGCUGCUGUGUAUUGCCUGUUGCCACCAAUUUGUGACACAUUUGUGUGGCUGUGCCGCUCUGUAGAGGAUGCUCGACGGCGUGCAGUUGUUGAGGUAAUUCUACCUGAGAAUGAAGCUGUCUCAGGAGGGGCUGCCUCAGCGUCGUCAGCUGCUCCAACUGAAGCAUCUCUGAUAGCUCAAGCGUUAGCUAAAUUGCCGCCAGAUCUUGCUGCCAUGGCUGAAGAUAAGAAGAGGAAGGCAAAAUCAUCAGAUCCUGGAUGGAAAUAUGGGUUUUGGCCAGACAUAGGGAAGAAAGAGUUCAUCCAAUGUAUUUUCUGCAAAAAGGUUGUCCCUGCAGGCAUUAAAAGGUUCAAGCAACACCUUGCUGGGGGCUAUUCUGAUGCAGUGAAAUGUGGUGAAGCACCUGAACUAGUUAGGCGUGAGAUGAAUGGUUACUUGGUCACAAGGUCAAGGACUCAGGUUCAGGUACCUGCGGACACUGGGGUGGAGACAGAAACAGAAGAAGAAACAGAUCAAGGUGGAGGUGGUGCUUCUGCUGCUGCUGAAAAUGAACCAAAUGCUGGGACAAAGUCAAAGCAAGUUCCAAGUUCUGGGACAAAAUCAAAGCAAGCGAAAAAGAUAGCUCAAGCAUCAAUCACGAACUUUGUGGUUUCUGCUCCACCAAAACCUCAAACACAGAAGCAUUCCAAGUCAGUGAGUUCUUUGCUUUGCAAGAGUCCAGAAGAAGUGGUUGCAGAAAGGCACAAGUCCAAGAUGUCACAGCCCACUCUUGAGUACUCCACAAAGAGCAAGGAAGCAAAGCAAAUUGUAGAUGACCAUGUGGCUGAUUUUUUUUAUGAGAAUGGAAUACCAUUGAAUGCUAUUAACUCAAGAAGCUGGGAGAUUAUGCUUGAGUCCAUUGGGCAAUAUGGUCCUGGGUAUUGCUCACCUUCAUACCAUGAGAUUAGGAAUCCACUACUUGAUAGGCCAGUGAACAAGACAGAGGAGCUGAGAAAGAAGCAUGAGGACGCUUGGAAGGAAUAUGGCUGCACAAUCAUGUCAGACGGAUGGACUGACACUAGCCACCGUCAUCUCAUCAACUUUCUUGCGAAUAGCCCAGCUGGAACAUUCUUCUUAGGUUCAGUUGACGCUUCAAGUGAGAUAGCCAAUGCUUCUAUGUUAGCAGACUUGUUAGAGAAACAAAUUGACAAGGUUGGGAAGGAGUAUGUGGUGCAAAUUGUCACAGAUAAUGGAUCAAACUACAAGGCUGCUGGAAGAAUUCUUAUGGAGAGGAUCCCAACUUUGUUUUGGACACCAUGUGCUGCCCACUGUUUGGAUUUGAUGAUGGUGGACAUUGGGAAGAUACCUGAGUUUAGCUCUUGCAUUAAUUCGGCUAAGAAGGUGUGUAGGUUUCUCUACAAGCAUGGGAGAAUUUUGGAUCUUAUGCGAGAGAAGAUUGGUGGUGAUCUUGUGAGGCCUGCUGUUACUCGCUUUGCUACUUCCUAUCUCACAUUAGCAAGCAUGCAUAAGAACAAACAGGGGCUGAGGAGUUUGUUUGUGAGUGAGGAAUGGCAUUCCAACAGCUUGUCAAAAAGUGCUGAAGGGCGGCAGGCUGAGAACACAAUCCUUUCCAUAUCAUUUUGGACAAAAGUGGAGUACUGUAUAAAAGCAACACAACCCCUUCUCAUUGCUAUGAGGAUAGCAGAUGGUGAUGAAACACCAGCAGCUCCUGAGAUAAUGGCAGCAAUGGAUGUUGCAAAGAAGACCAUCAAGGAAACUUUGCGAGACAAAUCAUCAUUACUGAAUGAUGUAAUGGAAUGCUAUGACAAGAGAUGGGAGAACCAGAUGGAGCAAAAACUAUAUGGAGCAGACCUCUUCUUGAAUCCUGGAAAGUACUUUGCCAUAAAGGAAAAGGAUAGGAGACAAGCUACAAAGCUAAGGUGCAUGUUUAAUGACAUUAUAUGGAAGAUGGUGCCUGAUGAGAGUGAAGCGAGGAAAAUAAGCAAGCAAGCUGAUGAUUAUGACAGGGCUGAGGGUGAAUGUUUCUCAAAGAGAUUAGCAAUAGUAGAGAGAAAUAGCAAAAAUCCUAUUCUAUGGUGGGAUGCUUUUGGUGGCCUUGCAUUCGAGCUACAGAGUUUAGCAAAACGAAUUGUAAGCCUCUGCUGUUCGGCGUCUAGUUGUGAGCGCAACUGGAGCGCUUUUGCUCAUGUGCAUACUAAAAAGAUGAACCGUUUGGAGCACAUUAGGUUGAAUAAGUUGGUAUUUGUUAGCUACAACCGUAAGAUGGCAUUCAGUGAUAUGCUUUGGACACAUGUUGAUGAAGCUGUUGGUGCAACCGACCAGCUUAGAGGCCGCAAUUUGCCUAGGGCUGCUGCUGCUCGUGCGAGGAAUACUGUCACCCGCACAUAUGGGAGGAAUAACAAAAGAAAGUGUCCAAGUCCAAGGUCAGAUGCACCAGCAACUGAAAGCAGUGAUCAUGAAGAAGAGGAAAACAGAGUUGCACCAGAACAGCCACAAGGUGCAAGUGCAAUAGAUGAAGAAAUGGAGGACCAGGGAGGGGAGGAAGACUCAGGCGGACCUGCAACAAAUGAUGGAAAUGAAGACUUCCAUAUUCAGAGUUUCAGAGUUCAGACACAAGUCAGCAGCAAUAUUGGUCAGCAGUCAGCACUCACCAUGACACCAUCAGGCAUCAGCAAGCAGCAGUUACAGGACAUGUACUUCCAAAUUCAUGCAAAUUGCCACUUAAACACUUUUGAUACUAUUGCUAAUUAA